Scheffersomyces stipitis CBS 6054 is the source of this 525-nucleotide messenger RNA. RefSeq lists its product as uncharacterized. The record is from RefSeq and is a predicted model, not a curated record. The transcript has a single exon. NCBI's taxonomy places the organism in Eukaryota, Fungi, Ascomycota, Pichiomycetes, Serinales, Debaryomycetaceae. Gene Ontology annotation, cellular component: membrane. The coding region runs from base 1 to 525 and encodes 174 amino acids.
AUGGACGACUUCGAAUAUGUAGAACUCAUCCAGCGCUUGAGCAUCCAGCUAGAGACUCAACAUUUCAAAGACUCGUCGCUCAACUCUACGUUAGCCAUCCUUUCGCUGUUCAAUGACGACAUCAUAGCCACAGACAUCCAGUUCGACUUCGUGCUAGAGAACCAGCGUGGAAUGAAAUUGUUUGGCAUACCUCUCUACUCCAAGAACUCGCUUCUUCCUCUCAUAGAUCCAUCCACCUACCAAUCGAUCAAGGGAAAACGGCUUCUCAUCUCAGCGGACCAUUUGAACAACUUUCCGCUUCCCGAUUUCAGCUGGACCUGGAGCUGGGACUCGUGGUAUGUUCUAAUGUGCAACGACGUAGACGACCAGGGCUGGGUGUAUUCAAAUUUGUUCUUCAACAACUACUUCACGGACAGAACCUGGAAAGGAAAAUACUAUCUAGGCAACUUUGUCCGUAGACGGAUCUGGGUCAGAAUGAGAAAGAAGAGCGAGAUUAGUGGAUCAGAUAACAGAAAAGGAGAAUGA